GCCUCCUGGGCUGCGUGCCGGAUGAAAUGCAAAAGAAACGUGUAUUGCUAAGAUGUCCUCGUAAGUGCUGAGAAGCCUAAAAAUGUUCUUCCAGUCGGAGAUUUUGCCUAGAUGGGAAUUGUGUCUUUACUUGUUUCUUUCUUUUGGUUCUCAUUUUUAUUCUUUCUAUGAAGUCUUCCAAGCUUCUCAAGAAUACGAAGAAGAACUUGAUAGAAAAUUUGAAUUGGAGAAAAAUACACUGGGGUUGAGGAAGGAUCCAGUUGAUUUUGAAUGGAGUUUCUGGAUGGAAUGGGGCAAAGGAUAUAUACUGUGGCUUCUUUUUGGCCACUUGGUGGUAUCACUGGUAUCCAGCAUUUACAUGGAAAAGUGCAAACCUUGGUUUCUGAUGGUGUAUGGAAUUGCUGCCUGUUGGUUUCUACUGGGGUCCAAAGGACUGACUAUGAUUUUUCUACAUGUCAGUAUCUCAUAUUUAGUAGCCCAAUUGAAAAAUCCAGUGCUUACAUGGUUGACUUCUUUGCUUCUGUUGUCAACUCUGCAUCUAUCUGCUGUAGAAGAAGUGAAGAGAGGCUGGUAUGCCAGUGAAAAUGAGUACUAUCUACUAGUUUUCACCCUGAUUGUGCGCUGUCUCUAUUAUACAAGCUUCAGUCUGGAAUAUUGUUGGGAUAGGACUACUGAGAUGACACAGCAUUCAUUCCUUUGGAUGUUGUCAUAUACAUUCUACUAUCCUGUGUUUCAUAACGGACCUGUUAUCACCUUUGAUGAAUUUUAUACACAGAUGAGCAAACAACAAUCCUGCAAUUGGAAGUCCAAUCUAUCUAUUUUCAUCUGGGGAGCCAUUCGUAUUUUGAUUUGGUGGUGGUUGGCGGAAUUGAUGAUUCAUUUUAUGUAUAUGCAUGCUAUCUACAGUAGCAUUUCACACCUGGAAGCCGUAACUUACUGGACGUUAGGUGGCCUUGCGCUGGCCCAGGUCCUAUUUUUUUAUGUGAAGUACCUUGUACUUUUUGGUGUUCCAGCACUUCUUGUUCGCAUGGAUGGACUCCAGCCUCCCGAUUUACCUCGUUGUGUGAGCACCAUGUACAGUUUUACUGGAAUGUGGAGAAGUUUUGAUGUUGGAUUACAUAAGUUCCUUAUCAGGUAUAUUUAUGUCCCAAUGGGAGGAUCUCAUUGCAGCAUAUUUAAGAUGUUGUUUUCGACUGCCAUCACCUUUGCUUUUGUAAGCUUCUGGCAUGGAAGCCAUAGCUAUCUUUGGUCCUGGGCUAUGCUUAAUUGGCUUGGAGUAACAGCUGAAAAUGGAGUGAAGAGGAUUGUUUCUUUUCCAAUUGUCCACAAUUUUAUUAACCAGGUUUUAUCCCCAAGAGGGAUUCGUCGAUUCCAUGCAGCAAUGGCAGCUGUAUCUACCGCAUUCUUGAUUUAUUCCAACCUCAUCUUUCUUGGUGGGAGUGAUGUUGGCAGAAUUUAUUGGAACAAGAUCUUCAAAGAAGGUUGGCCCUGGGCAACAUUGUCUGUUGUUGGAAUCUUAUAUUGUUACUCUAAUGUUGGGAUUGAGUGGCAACAUACACGCACCAAAGUUAACCGUCCUGUCCUUAAAAGAAAGGAUAGUGGAAUUUUGACACAGACAUUCAUUUCUUCAUCGAUACAACAACAUUUCAGUUUUUCAGGAGAAUCAAUAUCUGGUCGUAUAUGAAUUCCACAACAAGGAAAACCAGGCAACAUAAAAUAAAGACAUUCUGGUUUCUAAAAGACAUUGUAAUAUUUGAUUUUAUAUCAAUUCUGUAAAAUAUAACUAGUUUUAUAUAUAUUUGUUUCCAAAGUUUCUAUUUAUAAGGAAAUUGUGUUUGUAACAAAGUGAUGUGUAUUUAGGAAAUUUUUGUAAUUUAGCCACAAUGAUGAAAAACAAUAGCAAUGAAUCUAUAACAUUUGUCUUCCCCCUUUCAGAAGAGUCCCAUAAAUAACUUUCAAAUAAGAACUUUUAAUGAAAUCCAAAAUUGCUUGCAAUAAACCUUUCCUUUACUGGUUCCCCAUCUACCAGUUCAAAUCUUUUUGGGUGGUUUCCUCAAUCCUUCAAAAAGUAAAAUGAAACACUGAAGAUAUAGAAGACUUCAGAAGAGACAACACAGCCACUCAUCUUCUCUCUGCCCCACAAAAAUCUUGUUGUACUGAUAAAAAUUCCAGCAGUAAAAAUAUAUUCCAUUGGACCUCACCUUUCAUUCUAGAAAUGUUGGAAAUAAUAUGUUUAGACCUAGUUACAAUUUUACAUAUGCUUUUAAGAUGUUGAAUGUAUUUGCAUUUUUUUUAAAUGCAUGCAUGGUUACCUGUUCAUUCAUGUUGCAAGUAUAUGUAUGAAUGAAUGAUUUUGACAAGCAACCCAAAAUAUGAUUGGAACUAAGAGGAUAGUAUGAAGGGGAAAACAUAUAUAACAGGAUAUUAAUUAA
Molecule: messenger RNA, 2432 nt
Organism: Notechis scutatus (mainland tiger snake)
Lineage: Eukaryota; Metazoa; Chordata; Lepidosauria; Squamata; Elapidae
Source: RefSeq, a predicted model, not a curated record